Paramuricea clavata is the source of this 747-nucleotide messenger RNA. Lineage: Eukaryota; Metazoa; Cnidaria; Anthozoa; Malacalcyonacea; Plexauridae. The record is from the annotation of a GenBank genome assembly.
AUGUUACUUCAUGCGGCUGAUGCUGUACAGCAAGGUGAUCGGAAGAUUCUUCUGCGGAUGGUGGAUACAGACGUCCUGGUGUUGGCGGUGGCCGUAUUCCAUCACCUGUCAUCAAUGCGACCUGAAGAGCAGCUAGAAGUGUGGGUGGCUUUUGGAACUGGCAUAAAUCUGAGGUAUAUUCCCGCACAUUCAAUUGCAUGUAAUCUUGGCCCAGAGCGAUCCAAAGCGCUACCAGCAUUUCAUGCAUUUACGGGAUGCGAUACUGUAUCCUGCUUUGCCGGAUGGGGAAAGAAGACUGCGAUGGAAGCGUGGAAGGCGUGCCCGGAAGUAACGAGCGCCUUUCUAUCCUUGUCAUGUCCUCUCGCUCAGAUCACUGAUCGCAACAUGGAACUACUCCAGCGCUUUGUUAUCCUCAUGUAUGACCGAACCAGCAAUAAGACGAAAGUCAAUCAUGCACGAAAGGCAUUGUUUUCGAAGAAGGGCAAGUCGCUGGAUCUGAUCCCACCGACCUUAGCAGCUCUGUAUGAGCACAUGAAGCGGACCGCACUUCAGGCUGGGCAUUGCUGGGGUCAGUGCCUGGUGGUCAGACCCCAAUUACCAAGCCCAGAGGAGUGGGGAUGGGUUCUGACGGCUGGCAGCCCUUCUGGACAACCCUUCCAGAUGUCACAAAGUCUUGUCGAGAGCUUGUACGAUGCGGGUGCAACAAAGGAUGUCAAGGAAGGUGUUCCUGUUUCAAGGUUAACUUGA